Messenger RNA from Ictalurus punctatus (channel catfish), 4363 nucleotides. RefSeq names its product serine racemase (gene srr). Bases 2486 to 4219 code for a protein of 577 amino acids. The transcript has 10 exons. Gene Ontology annotation, biological process: L-threonine catabolic process; L-serine catabolic process. The record is from RefSeq and is a predicted model, not a curated record. Lineage: Eukaryota; Metazoa; Chordata; Actinopteri; Siluriformes; Ictaluridae. Gene Ontology annotation, molecular function: L-serine ammonia-lyase activity; threonine deaminase activity.
UGUGCAUUUCGUUGCAUUUUGUUGCAUUUAGUAUAGUCUUUAGCUCUUUACUCAAGCAUUGCGACAAGAAAGAAGGAUUGAAUAAUCUGAUAAACAAUGCACACGAAAAGACAUUGCAGAAAAGAAUAAGAAUUAAGCUCAAUGCAGAAUACAAGAGCGGUCUCGUCUUAUCUUCUUUCUAAUUUUUCUUAUCAUGCUAUUAGGUUAAACAUGCAUGCUUUGGAUAAUCAGAUUAUCAACAUGCAUCGUCAUUAUACAGAAUAAUAUUUUAGUGUGCACGUGACCUCAGCAUAGUGGAUUAACAACGAUGCAUGUUGCACGUGCUGCCAUUAGUCUACUGCUUUUAACUGAAGCUGUACAUGUUGAGCAAAAACAAAAACACUGGCACACAGUUAACAGCUAAAUUCCCUAUGUUGAUAUAUUUUGUUGACCCACCAGUGAUUAUGUCAGACUGUUCAGUGACACAGUGGCAUGACAAUACACCAGAUUCAAUGAAACCCAAUAUUUAACAUUAGCUAAAAGUUUCCUAAUUGGCUAAGCUUCCCAAUACCACAGAAUAAGAUGCAGAUGUGAUUAAUUGUGCUGCAGUAUAAUUGGCUUGCACUGUGUUUAUGCACUUAUUUGAAGCAGUUUUUAUAAGUGUAUCUGUGAAACUAUUUUUGUAGACCCUGGUGACUGAGUUUUUCAGAGCAAUGAUCUUUUUGGAGCAAGAGGUUUACUGACAGUGUUACUGACCAGAAUUUAUGAGCUAUAGUGAACCACACUUUCCAGCUUUAAUAUAAAAGGCACAUUUGUGGUUUCUUUUGUUUUGCACCAACCCUAUCUAUGUGAACUUUGACCUGUACAUUUGCAAGCCUCUGUCUUUUGGGUCAAUAGAAAACAAAACGGGAAAAACCCCAUAAUUGUGCAUUUCUGUGACCGUAAAAAUGUCGUCCAAUAAUAAUAAUAUUGUAAUAAAAUGAAUAUAAUUUCGACAUUGCCCAAAUUAUUAUUGUUGUAACUGUUUACCACAAAGUGCUCGAGUUGAAAUGAAAACGAAUAUGUCAAAGUGCAGACUUUCAGCUUAAAUUUUUUUAACACACACACACACACAGACACACACACACACACACACACCAACUAUAUGGCCACAAAGUAUGUGUAUAAGUAUAUGGACACCUGACCAUCACACCCAUACAGUGCUCUCCACUAAUAUUGGCACCCUUGGUAAAUAUGAGCAAAGAAGGCUGUGAAAAUUUGUCUUUGUUGUUUAACUUUUGAUCUUUUGUUAAAAAAAAUCACACAAAUACUCUGCUUUCAUGGAUAUCAAACAAUUGCAAACACAACACUAGUUUAUUUUUAAAAAAAUAAACUUUGUUAAAUAUAGGUGUGGAACAAUUAUUGGCACCAGUAUGAAUUGAUAUGAGAAAAUAUAUUUGAAGUAUAUUCCCAUUGAUAUUUUACAUGUUUUUAGUACACCUGGGUGACUAGGAACAGGAGAUUGUUCAACCAUGACUUCCUGUUUCAUGUUUGAAGCACACAAUUGUCUAGAAUGUCUUGGUAUGCUAUAGGUUUAAGAUUUCCCUUCACUGUAACUAAGUGGCCCAGGCUUCAAUUGCAAAACUCCAAGACAGGUGUUUUUUGGGGGGUUUUUUGUGAUUGUUGCAGCCAAAAAUGCUUGAUUUCAAAAUUUGCCAUACAACUUGCUGAGGGUUUUUUUUUUUUUUUUGCAGAAAACUACUUGAAUUGAUGAAAUUACAAUUGCACAAAAUUGUUUUGCACUGUCUUUCACAGUGAUGUUCGUCGGUAAAUGAGACCUGUUAGCGGUGCUCAUGUUCGACGCGCUUGAAUCGAAGAGGGCUUUGGCUGAAUGCGCGUUGUGAUCAUUUCGCAUGACGCGUCUUGGCCCGAAUCUGCGAUAAUUUAGAAAAGUUUCAAGCUCCUCAGAAUAUUGCGGAGUUUGCUUGAUUUUACGUUAAUUUCUGUGAUCGCAAAAUCGCGUAAUCCUGGAGGGACUGAAACCUGUUCCAGCAUGAUAAUGCCCCUGUGCACAAAGCGAGGUCCAUAAACAUAUAGUUUGCAUAUGAUGAUGUGGAAGAACUGCACAGAGCCCUGACCUCAACCCCACUGAACACCUUUGGGAUGAAUUGAAAUAUCAACCCCAGGUCUCCUCACCCAACAUCAGUGCCUGACUUCACUAAUGCUCUUGUGGCUGAAUGGAUAAAUCCGCACAGUCAUGCUCCAAAAUCUAGUGGAGAGCCUUCCCAGAAGAAUGGAGGCUGGAAUGAGAUGUUUAACAAGCGCUUAUGGGUGUGAAGGUCAGGUGUAGAACUGUAGAAGUUUUAUAGGAGAGAUUGGGGUACCUCAGACAAAAGAUUUUGCAUUUCCAUCCUUCACACAAAAACGGAUUCCAGAGAUGCUUUCUUGCUCUUUCAGCCUCAAGAGAAGGAGAAGAGAAGAGACGUUGAACUGAGCAUUUGACUCCACUAAAUCAUCACAUGCUGUAAUGCCACAGUCCAACGAGCUUCAUGUUACUAUUUGCCCAAAAGCGAAACGGCCUAAACCUAUUUGUAUUGGCCCAGACAAGUAUAAAUGCCAGUUCUGCAACAGGAAGGGGGAAUAUGCGGCGCUUGUGGCUCAUAUACAAACUCAUGAGAAAACAGCGAUUGAAUUUCAAGAGAAAAAAAUCUACAAAUGCAACCUAGGAUGCAGUAAAAGCAGCCACUACCAUUGCUGCUCCUGCAAGAAGACUAUAAUCUCACGAAAUUACUUCACUGAGCAUAUACACAAGUGCGGAUUGUCCAUAAACAUGCAGGUGUCCUCGCUGUGUAGUUCUUCGAUGGUCCCCAGCACUACAACAGCAUCGUGUAAUACCUCUGCCCCUCUAAUCAACACCUCAGUACCUAUACGCAGUGACAAUAAUGGCUCAGACCCUCAGUGCAGUGAAGACAGUGUCACAGGGAGCCUGAAUGUCCUUGACAUUAAAGUCAAGUCAGCCAGUCCUCCAUCUUUGCCUGGUUCUUUGACUGCCCCAGUUACACCCUCUUACAGCCAGGAUAUUCUUAUGUCUGUGAACCCAACCCAUAAUAUCUGUGCUGGUAGCCUCAAAGUACUGACAUCAAGGCCCAAAAGAAUCACGUGUUGCUUCUGCAAUUUGAUUCUGAACAAGAAAAACAUCAAAGUGCACAUUCAAAGACGACACAUGUCUGCUAAUCCAGACUUGCUGCAAACGAAUGGACUAAGCCAUACACAUGCUGCCUCUGGCAACAUGGAGGACCUGAUAGCAGAAGGCAUUACACUCAAAAUGCUUAAUGAUGCUCGGGAGACAGUCAUGGGAAGCCCUUUGGGAGUGAUCAAAACACCCAUGAUCCUCUGGAGCCAGACCACACUGCCACUCCAUGUGCCUUGUAACGCCUAUCUGAAGUUGGAGAACAUGCAGAAGACUGGGUCAUUUAAGAUUCGAGGUGUAGCAAAUCAGUUCGCCCGAAGAUCCAGUGGCGGCCAUUUUGUCACAAUAUCUGCUGGGAAUUAUGGGAAAUCCUUUGCCUAUGCCUCUAAACACUACAGAACUAAAGGCAAAGUGGUGAUGCCUGAAACAUCUUCUAUCUCCAGAGCUCUGCUAAUACAAAGUUUUGGCAUCGAGGUUGAACGAGUGCCGACCCCGUGUCUUAUGGAUGUCGUCAAUCGAUGUGUUCAAGAGGAAAAAAUGACUUUCCUUCAUUCCUACAAUGAUCUGGAUCUCAUAACAGGGCAUGCCAGUGUGGGGUUUGAGAUCCUGGAGGCGCUUCCUUAUCCUGAUGUGGUAGUAGUGUGCUGUGGUGGAGGGGGAUUACUGGCUGGAGUAGCAGCAGCCAUUAAGCUUUCAGGUUGUGAAGACACAAGAAUUUACGGAGUGGAACCAGAAGGAGCAUGCACCAUGUACAAAAGCUUCAUUGAGAAAAAACCGGUUGGAAUGGACAGCAAAAGCAUUGCUUCUGGUCUUGCACCACCAUUUGCAGGUGCCCUGCCAUAUGCAUUGUGUCAGAAGUAUGUGGAGGAGAUAGUGUUGGUGACUGAUGAUGAAAUCAAGUCUGCCGUUUCUGCUCUCUACAAAGCCGGUCUAGUUGUAGAACCCUCAGGAUCUGCUGCCUUCGCUGCCCUCGUUAACAACAGAAUACCAGACAUUACUGGCAGGAACGUUGUGGUGAUCCUGAGUGGAGGGAACAUCGGCAAAGAUGAGCUUACCAGUUUCCUGAACUGAUUUACACAAUACCGCUUUCUUCGAUUAUCUUUAUCUGUUUAAAGAUUUUUCAGGAGUAGAUGAAGACCCAGAUCAUUACAUUUCAUAUAUGGAAAACACUAAAGGCAAAUAAGUUGGUUGCAUAAUAAAAUAACUCUUUUCAAA